Sander lucioperca (pikeperch) is the source of this 2175-nucleotide messenger RNA. RefSeq names its product sodium channel subunit beta-4-like. The record is from RefSeq and is a predicted model, not a curated record. The transcript is spliced from 5 exons. Bases 734 to 1432 code for a protein of 232 amino acids. Gene Ontology annotation, cellular component: voltage-gated sodium channel complex; membrane. Gene Ontology annotation, molecular function: sodium channel regulator activity; transmembrane transporter binding. NCBI's taxonomy places the organism in Eukaryota, Metazoa, Chordata, Actinopteri, Perciformes, Percidae. Gene Ontology annotation, biological process: cardiac muscle cell action potential involved in contraction; regulation of sodium ion transmembrane transporter activity; regulation of ventricular cardiac muscle cell membrane repolarization.
CUCACUCUCACUUCGCCUCUACCUCUGCAGUACCUCUCUUGCUCAUUUCUCCCUGCGCUGGCUGUGGAGACACACGCUUUCUGCUUUUCCGUCUGGCUGCUGGCUCUGCUCCAGCAUCACUCUGUGCCUCUCGUGUGCUCUCCUCCCCCUCCAGCCUAUGUCUCCCCCUGUGGGUAUUGCCAGCCAGCCUGCUUCCCUGGCUGCUGCUGCUGGAGCAUUGGAGCUGUCUGACACAAAACUGCAACGCUGCUACCGCUCUGCCUCGCUUCUCCUCUCUGCCUUUCGCCUCACACUCUCCUUUGCUGGAUAAUCACCACUGAGUCUGAAAGAGACAGCGACAGAGGACGGGAAGGGAGGGAGAGAGAAAGAGACCCUGCACUCUUUAUUCAACUGCUGCAUUCUUCAGUUUGUCUUUUCCUCUGCUUUUUUGGCCUGCUGGAGUGUAGCACAAGAAACAACUGGUUGGGAGAGAACUCCCUAAAGGAAUUUAUCCUUCUCUUUUUGCGCUCAUUCCUGGGACAGAGGAGAGGAGGAGAGAAGAGGGAGGGACUGAAAACAGGGCUUCAGCUGCAGUUCAGCUGUCCCACCUUGCUCCAGACACAUAAGACAAACACACACAAACAUAUUUGCAAAGAUUGGACACAGUUCAGGCUGACCAGACUGGAAAACGGGGACAGAUUGACAAAGACAUACACUGACAGACAGACAGACAGACAGACAGACACCUGGUGUCAUGGCGUCAGUGGACAGCACUGGUUCGAGUGUCUCUGGUCGGCUGAGAUCAGGGGAUUUACUUUACACUGGUCUGGCAGUUGCACUGCUGCUCGGUGUAUGGAGUGUUGGUGGACUGGAGGUCUCGACAGGUAAAGUGUCUCACCUUGAAGCAAUGAAUGGCUCUACAGUCCUGCUGCCCUGCACCUACUCCUCCUGUAUUGGCAUCAAAAACCUCUACUUCAGCUGGCACUAUAAUGACAAUGGGACCAUGAUCAAGUAUUGUGAAGCGGUGAUUCCCAUUGAGGGUGUGGAGCCCAAGGUCAGUGUGUACCAUGAGCGUGUGGAGUUUGUCGGCUCCUCAAAAAGCAACAACAUCUCCAUCCUGCUGUGGAACAUCACCUUUGAAGAUGAGGGAGAGUACAUCUGUUUCGCCAGGAACCCAAAAGAGAAGAACCGCAACCACAGUGCUAUCUACACUCUUAUAGUGGUGGACCAAAUGAGGGAGGUUGACAAUACUCUGACAGUUAUCAUUGUCUCAGUGCUGGGUGGAGUCAUUGGCUUAGUUAUCAUUGUCAUGGUGAUAAAGGCCUUGGUUGUUCACUUCCUGCUGAAGGAUGAUGAGAAGAACAAAGAGUGCCUGGUGAGCUCAGGGAAUGACAACACAGAAAAUGGACUUUCAGGAGCCAAAGCAGACAACAAAGGGACACCAAAGGCAUGAGCAAAAUGCAAAGUAUGUCCGUAUGUUUGUAUAUAUGUUAGACAAAUGUACACGCUCAGAGAAAAUGCUGUUAUCAGUGGACUGUUUUAUCUUACUAGCGGCUAACUAAUCCAACAUGUAAAUGUCUAUUUUAAAUCAUGCAGUGUGGAAUGUGCAUAGGCCUGGAUCACUUUCUCACCUACAUGGCAGCCCAUAUGUUACAGUGUGCAGCCUCCGUUAUUGAAAUCUGCUCUUAAAACUAACACUUCUUGUCUACAGUAGAGCCUCAAGGAAACGGUCUCUGCCUCCAAUUAUAUAUGCUUGUGGUUUCCAUACCGUCUUUACAUCAUCUUAGAAGAAAAACUUUGCACAAAGCAUAUGCUCAGUUGUUCUUUUCUAAAUAUAAAAUUUAAAUAAUCAACUGCCACUCAAAAAUACAAUUAACCAGUCUCAGUUGACAAGCUACCAGUAUGUUUGAUUAUUCCAUCCACAACUCAAAGUCAAACUUGGACCCAAACAAACCAACAAGUCCUCCAAACCAUACGACAUUAUAGUCCUGUCCUAAUAUCUAAACGACAGAACGUAACAGUCGCGGUUUUAAACACUAUUUAACAUUGUCAAACGGUCGUAGUUUGAUUACGUUUAGGCACAAAAACUACUUGGUUAGGUUUAGAAAAAGAUUGUGGUUUGGGUUAAAAUCAUCUGUUACGUUACUUAACUUCCAGUUAUGCAUGUGACGCAGAACAUGACAUAGUUCAGUUUGU